CGAACCAUGGUUGCUGGUCCCCGAGAUAGGUUUGCCUCGGACUUAUCGAACUGUUAGCUUAUUUCGCCUUCGCUUACUUGAGCUCUCGUGACCCCGUGCUGUACUCUGUAUGGACUGGCCAGGCGAAUAUGGAGUCCGGUUCUGUAUGGCAAAUCGAUCUUGUUGGAGAUCAUCUAUCUAUCUAUCUGUCUGUCUGUCUGUCUUCGGGCUGAAUCGUAUCGGACACCAGGGGCGAUCGACAAACAGUCGGAUGGCCAUUGGGAUCCAGGUCAGCAGUGAAGGUGUCUCAAACACCCCAGCUCUGUCUGACCGGGCGCACAAGGGCAGUAGUUUAUGCAUGCACGGUGCUUUUUUGAAGACACACAGAAUCCUGGGUGUCCUCGCGGCCUAUCUAUCUUCAGAUCUAACUAAGCACUCGUCGCUCCUGUGCAUGUGGGUUGUUCGUCGUGGGUUACCGACGGAGGACCCAUUCCGUCGCUAUCGAGAAGCCCCCGUUGCCCCUUUCUCAAUCCCCGAUUAUAAUCCGGACCAUGCUUGUGUACCGUCGACGCUGUCUUCUCGACUUCCAUUCGCCUGAGCUGUGACGGCCGGGGUCGCACUGCAUCCUGCAGCCAGGAUGGCUGAUAUUGGAAGCUGCUUCGUGUCCAAUUCCAAGCGAUCGUAGGCCGGCCUGUGCUCCUCGGAGUUUCCGGGAUCACCCAACGCGCCGCAGCACUUGGGCCCUUGUUCCCGGACCAAACGGGAGACCUUUGCCAGCAGGCUCGGAGACGGGGGGGUGUGUGGGAGUUGGCGCGCCUAAAAGGCCAGAACCCACGGAGUAACGACCCAAUAAAUAAGUAAUUAGACACAAAGGAUUGUAAGAUCUACAGCGCA
This is a messenger RNA of Aspergillus heteromorphus CBS 117.55, 873 nucleotides long. RefSeq lists its product as uncharacterized. Lineage: Eukaryota; Fungi; Ascomycota; Eurotiomycetes; Eurotiales; Aspergillaceae. The transcript has 2 exons. The coding region runs from base 110 to 577 and encodes 155 amino acids. The record is from RefSeq and is a predicted model, not a curated record.